Messenger RNA from Dimorphilus gyrociliatus, 1723 nucleotides. NCBI's taxonomy places the organism in Eukaryota, Metazoa, Annelida, Polychaeta, Dinophilidae. The record is from the annotation of a GenBank genome assembly.
AUAGUUCUAACUGCUCGAUUAACCUCUGUAUUCUUAACCGUGGCACGUCUCAAAAAUGAGGUUGGAGAAGUGCUACUUUUGUUCGUCUACGAUCUAUCCUGGACAUGGGGUACAGUUCGUCAGAAAUGACUGCAAGGUAAAGAGACUAAGAACAUAAUUUUCAUUCCAUUGAUAAGUAUGUAAUGGUUCUUUUUGCUUUAAUCGCAGAUUUUCAGAUUUUGUCGAUCAAAAUGCCAUAAAGCUUUUAAAAAGAAGAGAAAUCCCCGUAAGGUUCGUUGGACUAAAGCUUUCAGAAAGUCGUCUGGUAAAGAAUUGGCUGUCGAUCCAACAUUUGAGUUUGAAAAGAGAAGAAAUGCUCCAGUUAAAUACGACAGACAAUUAUGGAAAAACAGUAUAAAAGCUAUGAAGCGCAUUGAAGAGAUUCGAGUCAAGAGACAGAAUCAACAUAUUAUUAAUAGGUAAUUUACUAAUUACUAAAAGAUACAUAAACAACUGAGAGUGUCUAACAAUUGUUUUUAUUUCAUUACAGAUUGAAAAAAGGCAAAGAAUUAAGAAAAGCAGAUGAUAUAAAGGAGGUAGAAAAGAACAUGCAUUUGAUUCGAGCUCCGGGUGCCAAAAAGAAGAAGAAAUUGGAAGCAAAGGUUGUUCAAGUUGUUGAAGAAUCGGAUGAGGAAAUGGAAGAAAUCUAAUUUAACAAACUUGUUAUAUUUUUUGUAUUAUAAUUAUGUUUUACUUUUCUGCAAUAAAUAUAUUGUAUUGUUAAAUAUACAAGAAUUACAAAAGAUGUCACUACAUGUCUUGCCUAUAAAAACUGGUGAUCGCUCUAUGAAAUAGUCCAGUUAGAAAGAAUCAUUCGAACAGUUACAUUCGUUGCAGACAGUUUUAUGAGACUAUGGAUAAUGGCAUAACUUUGCCUGCUGACGUUCAAAUCCUAAGUCAUCAAAUAGCCGGUCACCGUUUUCAGAAAGAUGAAAAUGGGGGCAUAAAAAGCGGUUUACUACAAAAAGACAAAUAUGUAUUAAAACCUUUGCAAAGUCCACCAAGAGGCGAAGUGGAAGUGAAAUUUUACAGAACAAUAUUUGAUCUCUCUAUAAUUAAUCCAGUACAUGAAGAGCUUCGAAAUUUGGUUCCCCCUUUUUAUGGUACUGAGGAAUACAUUAUCAAUGGAACUAAUAUUACAUACCUAAAAUUGCUAGACAUAGCAAAACCUUUUAGAAAGCCAUGUAUAAUGGAUAUUAAAAUAGGAAAAAAGACUUAUGAUCCAAAAGCAACAGAGAAAAAAAUUAAUUCUGAGACUCAGAAAUAUCCGCGAAUGGGGGAAAUUGGUUUCCGAAUCUUAGGCAUGCAGAUUUACAAGCCAGAGGAAAAUAGUUUCCAGUUUAAGGAUAGGUUCUUUGGAUUAUCUUUGGAGCCUGAGGAUGUAACUGAAAAUGGCUUAAAGCUGUUUUUUACUCAAAAAUCCAGCUUACGAAGAGAUGUUUUACAGCUAGUUUUAUCCAAAUUAGGGCGUAUCAAUGAGUUUUUCCAUAUUCAAAGGGAAUUUGCAUUCUAUUCCAGUAGUUUGCUUAUUAUAUACGAAGGUGACGAAAGCCAAUCACCUGUUGAAUCUCUAGCUGAUGUACGAAUGAUUGAUUUUACUCAUGUUUUCGAAACCAACGAGGCUGAUGAUAACUACAUUUAUGGUAUAGGAAUGCUUAUAAAAUCGUUGUCUUCCUUACUAUAG